AUUCCUGGUUGUUAUAAUACAUACCUAGCCACUGCCAUUAUCACUCGCCGUCUCCCCGCCCUAUCCGCCCUCGUUUGCGGUGCCUAAUUUUUACAAUUCCUCCCCAUUGACCUCUAGCUUCAAUUGCAGCUUCGCUCCAUCAAAUAUAGCGUUCAGACCUAUAGUGUUCAGACCGUCACUAUGAAGAACAUCGCGAACUUGGCGACGAGCUCGCUGCUCGCCUCCGUCGCUUCUGCCCAGGUCGUCCAAUGGGAUAUACAACGGAGAGAAAACCCGAAGCCCAGGCUUAGCAAACGUGCAGAUAACUCGGUAGAAGAGAUUAUUACAAACGAGAGGAUGCGUGGCGGCUAUUUCGCAUCUUGCACAGUGGGAACUCCUGCUCAGGAGUUGACCCUUCAGUUGGAUACUGGAUCUAGUGAUAUUUGGGUGCCUGCGAGCGAGGCUAGCAUAUGCGAAGAUUCAUCUCAGGGAGGUGGUUGCACUUUCGGUUCUUACGACUACGAGAAGUCCAGCACUCUCGACGUACUCAACAAUGAUUUCCAGAUUGCUUAUGUAGACGGCAGCGGUUCGCGAGGCGAUUAUAUUAGCGAGACCUUCGGGAUCGGUAACAUCAAACUACAGAAUGUGACCAUGGGUCUAGGUCUGGACACAGACAUUGCUUACGGUCUUGUUGGUGUUGGCUAUGCCCUUAAUGAGGCGUCUGUCUCACAAACACGGCAAAUUUACGACAAUCUACCUGUUGUGAUGCGCAACGAAGGUCACAUCAAGUCCACUGCUUAUAGUCUUUGGUUGAACGACUUAGAUGCCAGCAAAGGCAAUAUUCUAUUUGGUGGCAUCGACACCGAAAAAUACACUGGAAACCUUAUCCGUGUCAAUAUCGACCAGGACCAGAGAGUCCAGAAUUACACUUCGUUUCAGGUUAGAUUAACGUCGUUAGAAGCUCAUUCCUCGUCUGGUGAAGAUGCCCUUUCGUCGAGCAACUUCCCUAUUCCCGUCGUACUCGAUUCCGGCACUACAUUCAGCUACCUUCCGCAAGAUAUCGUGGAGCAGAUUUGGACGGAAGUUGGAGCGGAAUAUACUAUUGUCUCUAACGACGGCUCGGGAGUGCCUCUCCUUCCUUGUGAUUUCGGCAAUAGCGGCAAUUAUUUCUCGUUUGGCUUCGGUGGAAAUGGUGGUCCCGUCAUCAAGGUUGGAAUGGAUGAGCUGGUUAUCCCCGUCCAAGGCAAAUUCACCAGUGGUCAAUACGCAGGAAAAGAUGCCUGCCAAUUCGGCAUCCAGAACAUGAGCAGCGACCCCUUCUUGCUUGGGGAUACGUUCCUUCGAUCGGCAUAUGUGGUGUAUGACCUCGAAAACAACGAGAUUGCUAUGGCGCCUACAGACUUCAAUUCCACAAAAUCGAAUAUCGUCGCGUUCCCAAGCCAGGGUGCUGAGAUCCCGUCAUCCACACCAGCGCCAAGCCAGGGUGCCACCAAUUCAGGGCCGAACAAUGACCCAGAUUACAGUGCUGGAAGGGGAUUUCAGAGUGGUGGUGGCGGCAGUGGCAGCAGUGGUGGCAGUAGCGGAGACGACGAUAGCGCAGCAUCACUUCCUCCUGCUCUUGACCUCACUCAGUUCAUUGUCAUGGGUGCCAGCAUGGGCUUGAUGCUGUUUGGCGGUGGCAUGUUUCUCUUGUUUUAGAUGCAUCGCACAAGUAACUGCAUUUUCUUGGGCAUAAGGCGUACAUACGGAUGGGUUGAGAAUGACAGGGUUAGGGGCCAGU
This is a messenger RNA of Xylaria bambusicola, 1759 nucleotides long. Its product is annotated as aspartic peptidase domain-containing protein. The coding region runs from base 181 to 1677 and encodes 498 amino acids. Lineage: Eukaryota; Fungi; Ascomycota; Sordariomycetes; Xylariales; Xylariaceae. The transcript is spliced from 2 exons. Gene Ontology annotation, biological process: proteolysis. The record is from RefSeq and is a predicted model, not a curated record. Gene Ontology annotation, molecular function: aspartic-type endopeptidase activity.